This is a messenger RNA of Chanos chanos (milkfish), 678 nucleotides long. Its product is annotated as complement C1q-like protein 2. Gene Ontology annotation, molecular function: protein binding. The coding region runs from base 1 to 678 and encodes 225 amino acids. Lineage: Eukaryota; Metazoa; Chordata; Actinopteri; Gonorynchiformes; Chanidae. The transcript is spliced from 3 exons. The record is from RefSeq and is a predicted model, not a curated record.
AUGAAGCAGUUUGUGACUCUUCUGGUGAUACUGCACUGCAGUGUGUUUCAGGCCCAGGAGGCCAGUACUCUACAGACUAACUGCAGUGAUGAAGAAGUGCCUUUUACAGAAAGGUUGGUUCAGUCCCAGAGCAGUUACAGGAGCAAUUACAAUAAAUGUUUGGUUUGUCCACUAGACACAUGCAACGGACUGUUGAAGAACAUAGGAUUCAUGGAAGCACAACUUAGAGUACUCGAAAGUCAAAUUGAGGAGCUGAGAGGAAUUGAAGAGCGACCAAAAGUGGCCUUUUCAGCUUCAAUAGGUGGACAUGGGGACACAGGACCAUUCAGUACAGAUAUAACUCUUGUUUUCAGGAACGUCCUUACAAACAUAGGAAGUGCUUAUAACCCUGCUACAGGAAUUUUUUCUGUACCAACAAGAGGAAUCUACUAUAUCAGCUUUUUUUACCAUGGUGGAACUGCAAACCCAACAAGAUUAUCUCUGUUCAAGAAUGGACAGCGCAUAGCAACAGCCUCCCACCACCAAGGAGAUGGUCGUGCUGAGAAUGGGUCAAAUGGUGUCAAUCUGUUGCUAGAAGCUGGAGAUCAUCUGUAUAUUGUUCUUUGGGCUGGAUCUUGGGUCUGGGAUGGUAAUAAUAUAGACACUAUAUUCAGUGGCUUCCUGCUUACUCCACUGUAA